Zingiber officinale is the source of this 1349-nucleotide messenger RNA. Its product is annotated as probable bifunctional methylthioribulose-1-phosphate dehydratase/enolase-phosphatase E1 1. Lineage: Eukaryota; Viridiplantae; Streptophyta; Magnoliopsida; Zingiberales; Zingiberaceae. The record is from RefSeq and is a predicted model, not a curated record. Gene Ontology annotation, molecular function: magnesium ion binding; acireductone synthase activity. The transcript has 8 exons. Bases 163 to 1182 code for a protein of 339 amino acids.
UUCUCAACUCCUUUUUCAGGAGUGGGCAAGAUUGAAGGAUAGACGGAAGAUUGAAGGAUAGACUGGCGCCGCAGCGCUCGCAUCCGACGCUCCUGGUUGCCAUCUUUAUCUUCCACAAGAACAGGCGUGUAUCUGUGUUAAACCAGCACGAGAGAGACCGCAAUGGCGACCUGCGUACACCCACUGCUGGUCUCGCGAGUAACCUUGGUGGGCAAAUCAUCGUACACCGGCACCCGCAGCUACAUCGCCCUCAAAAACCCUCGUGCCGCCGCCUGCAAACCCCGUCAAUUCACCUUCGUGCAUUCCUCAGGGAUUCUGGUUCAGAAGGAGAGGAUGCUACCACUAAAUGGCGUGCUAAUUAGGUCGAAAAUAUUAUCUCGCGAAGAUAGACGUCUAACUGGUUCUGUCAGGGCAGGACUUUCAAAUGCUAAGCAUGAACCCGGGCCAUCAAGACGUUGCAUUGUUCUCGAUAUUGAAGGAACAACUACUCCAAUAGCAUUUGUCACAGAUGUCCUUUUCCCAUAUGCUCGUGAUAAUGUUCGAAAGCAUUUGAUGUCCACAUAUGACAGUGAGGAAACAAAAUCAGAUAUUAAUCUAUUGCGUGCUCAAGUUGAGGAUGAUCUCAGAGAAGGUAUUUUGGGUUCAGUACCAGUCCCAUCUGACGACGCUGGAAAGGAGGAAGUGAUCGAUUCUUUAGUUGCUAAUGUCGAGGCAAUGAUAAAAGCUGACAGAAAAAUAACCUCCCUUAAAGAAUUGCAGGGUCAUAUAUGGAGGAAAGGUUUUGAAAACAAAGAACUGAUAGCAGUUGUUUAUGAGGAUGUACCUGAAGCUCUUCAGAAGUGGCAUGCUAAUGGCAUAAAGGUUUACAUAUAUUCAAGUGGUAGCAGAGAGGCUCAAAGACUUAUAUUUGGAAAUACUUCUUAUGGAGACUUACGGAAAUACUUGUGUGGGUUUUUUGACACCACAAUUGGAAACAAAAGAGAAUCACAGAGUUAUUAUGAAAUUUCUCAGUCACUUGGAGUGAAUAAACCAUCUGAAGUCUUAUUUGUAACUGAUGUUUAUCAAGAGGCAGUGGCAGCAAAGGCUGCAGGCCUUGAAGUGCUGAUAUCGUUACGUCCUGGAAACGCGCCUGUCCCCGAUAACCAUGGAUUUGCAACGAUAAAAUCCUUCGCAGAGUUAUAAAGUAGAAAUUAUACUUCCUCUCUUGAUUGUUUCUUCUGUUGAGGAAGGAGAAGGUGGAAUUGCAGUUUAAAGAGUCAACUAUCAAUUGCAUUGUAGAGCUUGGAUGGAUUCAAUGCUAAAACUAUGAAGACUUAUAACUCAUCUCAGUUUGCAUUUUGCUGGGGUCA